AGAAGUCGAUGUAGUUUGAGCGAGAAGCAAUAUAUAUAUAGAGAGAGCGAUAGGAGAUACAUCACCGAGACGCAUAAUCGACGAUGAUUUACUACAUCCCCGCGGUUAUAAGGAUGGUUGCAUCAUAUAUGGUUUACUGUCCCACUGCUUGAAUCAUUCCUGCGGUUCAUGGUCACUUUGCUAUGCUCGCCGGCAUUUCUCUUUCUUUUGUCGCUGUCACGGCACUUAAGGCGAUUCAUCAAGAAGCGACAGCAUAGCCCUUCUCUUCCUCCUGGCUUAGUGCCACUCCCACUGUUGGAGAACGUCUUGCCUGUUGACUCUCAGGAGCCUUGGCUGACUUAUACCGAAUGGAGUGCUGCGUAUGGGAUUUGGUCUUCAAGCCUUAUUGGACAAGUGUUUUACUCCGCACACUCGAGCCAUAUGGCUUUUCGGUCAACUUUGGAUUCAGCGGUGAUGGCAAUGAAUGGCGCCUUUGCUGACGACUCUUCCACCCAACGUUCCGUCCCGAGCCUGCAGUAAAAUUUUGCCCAAUGCAGGUCAGGCGGGCUCAUGAGACGUCGUCAACCUAGCUGAUGACCCUCAACAUUGUCAUGACCACUUCGCAACAUUCUUGUCUAUCUGCUGUG
Molecule: messenger RNA, 626 nt
Organism: Suillus fuscotomentosus
Lineage: Eukaryota; Fungi; Basidiomycota; Agaricomycetes; Boletales; Suillaceae
Exons: 5
Coding region: 169-519 (116 amino acids)
Source: RefSeq, a predicted model, not a curated record